AUGAUGCGUCGACUGGCUCUGCGUUGCGGGGUGGCGGCCACAACGGCCACAGCAGCCCUGGUGCGCUGUUGUGGGCGUGCGGCAGUUAUUUCGCCGCCACUUGUAACGGCUUGUGGCAUGCAGCGACGCCUCCAAUCGAGUGUGGCUCCGUGGAGCAGCAACAACAACAACAACAACAAUAACAGGAAUAACAACGACAAUCAGCAGCAGGGACGUACAUGGGUGAAUCCGCAAGCGGUACCACCGGGCGAGUUUCUAAAUAAGUACGCACGUAACUUAACCGAUGAGGCACGUAUGGGUCGGCUGGACCCUAUCAUUGGCCGCGAGGAGAUUAUUCGACGCACCAUUCAAGUUUUGAGCCGUCGCACAAAAAAUAAUCCGGUGCUUAUUGGUGAACCCGGUGUGGGCAAAACGGCAAUUGUCGAGGGACUGGCGCAGAGAAUUGUGAGUGGUGAGGUGCCAGAGAGCAUCAAGGGCAAAAAGGUCUUUGCUCUUGAUAUGGGCUCGCUUGUCGCCGGGGCGAAGUACCGUGGUGAGUUCGAGGAGCGACUGAAGGGUGUACUGAAGGACACGAUUGAGGCGCAGGGAAAAAUUAUUCUCUUCAUUGACGAGCUGCACACACUCGUUGGGGCAGGCGCCUCCGGCGAUGGUUCAAUGGACGCGGCAAAUUUGUUGAAGCCGUCCCUUGCGCGCGGUGAAUUGCACUGCGUCGGUGCGACCACACUCGAUGAAUACCGACGCCAUAUUGAGAAGGACGCCGCACUUGCCCGCCGCUUUCAAUCGGUGCUCGUGACGGAGCCGACGGUGGAGGAAACGAUCUCCGUGCUGCGUGGCAUCAAGGAGAAGUACGAGGCGCACCAUGGCUGCCUGAUCAAAGACGAGGCGCUUGUGUACGCCGCGGUGAACUCGCACCGAUACCUCUCCGACCGUCGGCUGCCCGAUAAGGCCAUUGACCUCAUCGACGAGGCCGCAAGUCGGCUGCGGCUGCAGCAGGAGUCGAAGCCGGAGCAACUUGACAGCGUCGAGCGUGAGCUUGUUCGACUGAAGAUUGAGGUGGAGGCGGUCAAGAAGGACAAGGAUGAACUUGGAAAGGCGAAGCUUGAGCAUUUGUAUGCACGCAUUGCGGAGAGGCAGGAUGAGUACGACGCCCUGGAGGCGCGCUGGAAGAAAGAGAAGGCCAUGUUUGAGCGCAUCAAGCAGCGGACAGAGGACCUGGACGUCUUGCGGCACCAGUACGAACAGGCACGCACGGAGGGCGAUUUCGCCAAGGCGUCUGAGAUACUCCACGGCCGCAUCCCAACGCUGAAGAAGGAGAUUGAGGCGGACAAGCUCGCAACGAGGGCGGAUAGCUUCCUCACACAUGACUCUGUCACGGCAAGCGACAUUGCGCAGGUGAUUGCCCGCGCCACUGGCAUCCCGGUCCAGAAGCUCAUGACAGGAGAGCGCGACAAACUCAUUCACAUGGAUACCGAGCUGCGCCGUCGCAUUCUUGGGCAAGACGAGGCAAUUGAGUCUAUCACAAACGUCGUUCGCAUCUCCCGCGCCGCACUGCAUUCACACAAGCGACCCCUUGGAUCAUUUCUUUUUCUGGGCCCCACAGGUGUCGGUAAGACGGAGGUGUGCAAGCAACUCGCGAAGUUCCUCUUUGACGAUGAAUCCUUCAUUUGCCGCAUUGACAUGAGCGAGUACAUGGAGCGGCACUCCGUCCACCGCCUCAUUGGAGCUCCGCCAGGUUACGUCGGGUACGAGGAGGGUGGCGAACUCACAGAAUCCGUGCGGCGACGUCCGUACCAAAUUGUUCUCUUCGAUGAGUUUGAGAAGGCACAUCCAAGCGUCUCCAACAUCCUCCUGCAAGUGCUCGACGAGGGGCACCUCACCGACAGCCAUGGCCGCCGCGUUGACUUCAAAAACACCAUUAUCAUCCUCACCUCAAACAUCGGCGCAGAAGUCAUCGCGGCUCUUCCGGAAGGGGUUCCGUCCUCAAAGGCGAUGCCGGAAGUGAUGCGGCAGGUGCAGCAGCGCAUGACACCGGAGUUUAUCAAUCGACUGGAUGACAUCAUCAUGUUUAACCGUCUUGGGCGGAAGGAGACACGCAAGAUUGUGGAGCUGCUAUUCGAUCAGCUGCGGGCGAUGCUGCGAGAGCAGGAUAUCACGCUGGAGACGACAUCGGAUGUGUACGACUGGUUUGGUGAGAAUGGCUACAGCGCGGUGUACGGCGCCCGGCCGCUCAAACGCCUCGUGCAGUCGGUGCUGCUUAACCGCCUUGCGCUGAUGCUGCUGGACGGCCGUGUGCGGGAGAAGGAGACGGUGAAGGUGGAGAUGCGUGCUGGCGAGGUGUACGUCGUACCGAAUCACGAGGCUGUCAACACGACAAACAACGCUGCUGAGGACAUUGGCCUUAUCGCUUAG
Messenger RNA from Trypanosoma cruzi, 2409 nucleotides. Its product is annotated as ATP-dependent Clp protease subunit, heat shock protein 78, putative. NCBI's taxonomy places the organism in Eukaryota, Euglenozoa, Kinetoplastea, Trypanosomatida, Trypanosomatidae. Gene Ontology annotation, biological process: cellular response to heat. Gene Ontology annotation, cellular component: cytoplasm. Gene Ontology annotation, molecular function: ATP binding; ATP hydrolysis activity. The record is from RefSeq and is a predicted model, not a curated record. The coding region runs from base 1 to 2409 and encodes 802 amino acids. The transcript has a single exon.